Etheostoma cragini (Arkansas darter) is the source of this 4333-nucleotide messenger RNA. It is a transcript of the gene rc3h1b, whose product is annotated as ring finger and CCCH-type domains 1b. Bases 341 to 3745 code for a protein of 1134 amino acids. Gene Ontology annotation, molecular function: metal ion binding. The transcript is spliced from 20 exons. Lineage: Eukaryota; Metazoa; Chordata; Actinopteri; Perciformes; Percidae. The record is from RefSeq and is a predicted model, not a curated record.
UUGCACAGCUAGCUGUAACCGGCUAGCGAGCCUGUUGACGACUCGAGUUGACACCCUCCCCAAACCUCGGCAGCAGCUAAGCUGCACAGUCGACAUGGCAAGAAAAUAUCGCAACAAUUUUCUAAAGAAAGAUGAAAAUCUUCCAAGUCUUUUGGAAUGAUAUUCAUCACGCGAUGUGAUACAAAAUCCACAAUGUGUGAGGACAUUUAAGAACAAUUGAGUUCGGAAGAAAAAUUCUUGAUUCCAGUGGAAUCUUUCAUAUAUUAUUAUUAGUUUUUUUUUUCUCUCUGUGUUAAAGCUUAAAUACAUUUACACCCACUCGUCCCAUCAACAUACAACCAUGCCAGUGCAAGCACCACAAUGGACAGAGUUCCUGCUGUGCCCCAUCUGCACACAGACAUUUGAGGAGACUGUUCGUAGGCCCAUCAGCUUGGGCUGUGGACAUACUGUCUGCAAGAUGUGCCUGAACAAGUUGCACCGUAAGGCCUGUCCCUUUGACCAGACGGCCAUCAGCACAGACAUUGAGCACCUACCUGUCAACACAGCCCUGUUGCAGCUGGUGGGAGGCCAGGUUCCUAAGGCUCAGCCAGUUGCCUUGAUUACCAGUCCAGAGGACUCGCAGCAUUAUGAGGAGGCCCGGCAGUGUGUGGAGGAGCUGGCCCUCUACCUCAAACCUCUCAGCAACACCAGAGGUGUGGGCCUGAGCAGCACGGCCCAGAGCAUGCUGAGUCGACCCAUGCAGAGGAAACUGGUAACUCUGGUCCACUGUCAGCUGGUUGAGGAGGAGGGUCGCGUUAGAGCCAUGAGAGCUGCCCGCUCUCUGGGGGAGCGAACCGUCACCGAACUCAUCUUGCAGCAUCAGAAUCCACAGCAGCUCUCCUCCAAUCUGUGGGCUGCUGUGCGUGCACGAGGAUGUCAGUUUCUCGGCCCAGCCAUGCAGGAGGAAGCGCUAAAGUUGGUUCUUCUUGCUCUAGAGGAUGGCUCUGCUCUGUCCAGGAAGGUGUUGGUUCUCUUUGUGGUCCAGAGACUUGAGCCACGCUUCCCGCAAGCGUCUAAGACCAGCAUAGGCCAUGUGGUGCAGCUCCUCUACAGGGCCUCCUGCUUCAAGGUGACCAAACGUGAUGAAGAUUCAUCUCUGAUGCAGCUGAAAGAGGAGUUCCGUACUUACGAGGCUCUGCGGCGCGAGCAUGACUCUCAGAUAGUUCAGAUUGCCAUGGAGGGUGGGCUGCGCAUUGCACCUGACCAGUGGUCUUCUCUGUUAUAUGGAGAUCAAUCUCACAAGUCACACAUGCAGUCUAUCAUAGAUAAGCUGCAGACCCCGGCGUCUUUUGCUCAGAGUGUCCAGGAGCUGACGAUUGCCCUGCAGAGGACCGGAGACCCAGCCAACCUUAACAGACUGCGUCCCCACCUGGAGCUAUUAGCCAACAUUGAUCCCAGUCCUGAUGCCCCCCCUCCCACAUGGGAGCAGCUUGAUAAAGGGUUGGUAGCAGUGAAAACAGUGGUGCAUGGCCUGGUGGACUUCAUCCAGAACCACAGCAAGAAAGGAGCUGACCCUCAACAGCCUCCUCAGCACAGCAAGUAUAAGACAUACAUGUGUCGUGACAUGAAGCAGAAGGGAGGCUGUCCUCGAGGAGCCAGUUGCACCUUUGCUCAUUCUCAGGAAGAACUGGAAAAGUAUCGUAAAAUGAAUAAGCGCCUGGCAGCUCGCCUCCCUGGCUCAGGAGGGCUCAUGCCAGAUGAGGGCCUCCCUCUCGAUGUAGCAGUGACCCGAAAGCCUUCACCCCUUACCAACGGUAGUGGUGGACACUCUUUGCCCCAGCUCAUUGCCCGUGGCACUGACACAGUCCCAUAUGAACUGUUGCGUAAACCCAUGAAAAUGGAUGGAGGGAGUCACAGUGCCCCAGGAUCCCCACCUGAUGGCAUGGACCCUGGGCUACCCAAACCUGGUAUGCCUCUGCCACCUCAUGCCAUGGCCCACCAAAGGAUGCCAGUAGACCACCUCUCUGGGGUGAAGCACAUGCCUGUGGUAGCCAGAGGUUCACCAGUGUAUACCCAGCCGCCGCACCCUGAGAUGUGCUAUGACACCCGCCCACCACCUUCUGCUUCUCAGUAUGACCCCCCACAAUACUCCACAGGGUACCCCUACCAACAGCCACAACAGUAUGUCCCCCGGGAUUACAUGCGUAACCCUCCUCCCCCCAGUGAGUCAGGACCCCCUUACCAGGACUCCUACCCUGGCUACGGUCCACCAGAUCGCCCCUACCAGGCCUCUCACUCUGGUCCACCUUUCUCUUACCCUCAUCCUCCACACCAUGACCGAGGUCGCCACGGGUCCUACACCGGCCCACCACCUCCACCACAGCCUUACCCAUCUCAGAGGGAUGGCCUGGUCAGAAUGAGUCCCGCACCUCUGGAUAUGCCCCCCCCAUCAUCAGGACAGGCUAACUCCCUUUAUCACCAGGAGCCCAGUGCCCGUGAUAGAUACCCUCCAGAUGGCUAUUAUACACAGAAUGCCCAGCCGCCACCCAUGAGGGCCUAUGGCAGGGGGCCAUCAUAUAGUGGUUCACAGCCCAGCCUGGACUACCUGCACCGACGUCGGCAGGAGCUGUUAUCCCAGCUGGAGGAAAGGAAGGUCAUCUCCCCUCCACCAUUUGCUGCCUCCCCCACUCUUUCUCAUCCCUUUCCCAGCGACUACCCUCCAGAGUAUGGCGAGGAGAGCUCCAAAAACAUGGUGAAAUGCAGAGAGCCUGACUAUGCAGGGCAGUACUCUCCCUGGUCUUGUGAAACCAUUGGCUCCUACAUUGGUACAAAGGAUGCCAAACCCAAAGACGUUAUGGUUCCUGGUACCAUGGACAUGAUGAAUGCGGAGGCUAAGGGUCUGAGGGAACCAUCGCUGGAGGCUCCUCGGAGGGGUGCAGAAGUCAAAGAUGAUGACCCUAUUAUCCCAUUUGGCCCCCAGCCUACUGUGUCGCGCUUCGGGGCCAUUUCCCGCACUUCAAAGAUGGGCUACCAGACCACAGGCCCUGUGCAGGCUAUGGUCUCCACGCCUCAGAACCCAAGCUCUAAACAAAUGGCCAUGUCAGCAGAAUACACAUAUGGGAGCCAUGGAUGGGGUGGAGCUUCAUACCCCUCCCACCAGACUGCCUCCUCCUCUCAGGGACAUUUCAGUGAGCGCCUACCUAUGGCAGCCACAGACAGAGAACAGUUGAAGAUUGAGCUGCAACAGGUCAACCAGCAGAUCAACCAACAGACCCAAAUGCGAAGCAUGGAGGCUGCCAGUAACUCUUUACUGCUGCAGAGGGAGGCCAGUGCAUUGGCAGGCCAGCCUGGGCAGCCCGGCCAGGGCCAGGUGUCAGUAGCUCAGCAGCAGGCCAAGUGGCCGGCAGGGGGAGCAACAACAGCUGUCUCCAGCGAACAGCUGAGCAUGGAGCUCCACCAGGUGGAGAGAGAGAUUGGCAAGAGGACCCGUGAGAUGGCUUUGCAGGAAAACCAAGUAGCCCAUGAGGUUCAGCAGUACAAGAUGAAAACAGCAGAGAAUGGACAACCAGAGCACAAAACUCAGCUGGAAGAAAUCUCCCUGGCUCUUGGCGAGGUGUCAAAUGGCUCCAGCAGUCUGCAAGAAAGUGCAGUGGGCGGGUCCAUGCUGUCACUGACCAAUAAGACGUCUGCAAUGAGCCAGUGCUCUGAUCCAGGUGCCACUGGGUCAGAGAUGCAGAAGAAUGGCGUCGUCCAUUCCUGCUCUUAGACAGUACACACUUACACACACACACACACACACAUAUACACACACACACACACACUCAAGAUGCUCAAUUGAAAAGCAUGCACAGGCGCAUAUACACCCAUUCUAUUUAGAAGAUGAGCAGUAUCUGCCGUGAUAUGAAUUUUCUUUCUUUUUGUUCUGUGAAUGAGCUUUUUUAAAUGACUUUCCUUGCCUGGAAACCAGAGCAUAUGAUAACAUUUCUUGUGUGUGUUUAAUUAUUUUCUUUUUUUGUACUGGGAUUACAGAUUAACAAGGCUCACAAUAGAUGUAUCAGGAAGAGACAAUGGUGGUGAUGUUGACAGUAAUACCGGUAAUUUUGUUCAAAAAGGAUAGGCUUAUUUAAUCCUUAAUAAACACAAAAAACAUUUUUGAUCGAUCCUCUCCAGAUAUGAAUUGGUUUAGUUGUACCAGCAUACAUGGAGAUGAAGGGUUAGAUACAGAGGAGCAGAUUAAAAAGCACUUUCACAUGCACUCUGAGGAACGUUUCUUGCAAUCUGGCGAUCUAUGAAGGUAUUGUAGGAAGCAGCAGAAGUGUGUCACUUGGUUCUCAACCCCAGAAUCGUAAAAAAA